This is a messenger RNA of Onychostoma macrolepis, 4966 nucleotides long. RefSeq names its product serine/threonine-protein kinase NIM1. NCBI's taxonomy places the organism in Eukaryota, Metazoa, Chordata, Actinopteri, Cypriniformes, Cyprinidae. The transcript is spliced from 4 exons. Gene Ontology annotation, cellular component: cytoplasm. The coding region runs from base 1738 to 3072 and encodes 444 amino acids. Gene Ontology annotation, molecular function: tau-protein kinase activity; protein serine/threonine kinase activity; ATP binding. Gene Ontology annotation, biological process: intracellular signal transduction; protein phosphorylation; microtubule cytoskeleton organization. The record is from RefSeq and is a predicted model, not a curated record.
AUAAGGGGAAAGGUAAAAUUUGGAGUAAAUAAACAGUGUAAUGGAUUAAGGCCUAUUUUAAUUCCAUUCCAUACUGUACACUUAAUCUCAUGCCUUAUUAUUCCCCAGAAUUCAUUUUCAUUGCUUUGUUGUCAUUAUAGUACCAUGGUAUCAUUGAAUACUGUGGUAUUCUUUGAAUAAUUCGUUUUUGAUGUGGCAACUAUUUGGUUUGGUAAAUGGGAGAUAGGGGCUAGUUGUCACUUUUUUUUUAUUCCAGUGAAGGUUUCUUUUCGUAGGUUUAUUUUGAAAGUCAGUUUGUGCAUAGCCUGUAGUCUUGGCUGCAAAACAGCUAUUAACCAUAAAAUGAAAAACAAACAAACAAACCAACAAAAACAUACGUGAAUGCAUAAAGUGGUAAAAAUGACCCGUAUCGGAAUUAGUUUUUCAAAAGAAAAAAAAAAGAAGUGUGCCAUCAUUUAACAGUUGGUCUCCAUUGACUUCUAUAGUAUGGAAAAAUACUACUGCUGUCAAACAAUUAAUUGCGAUUAAUUAAUUGCGAUUAAAAGUUUUUGUUUACGUAAUGUAUGCAUGUGUACUGUGUUUAUUUAUUCUGUAUAUAUAAAUACACACACAUUCAGUAUAUAUUUUGAAAAUAUUUACAUGAAUAUACAUUUGUAUUUUUAUAUCAUAUAUAAAUAUAUUUAAUAUAUAAACAUUAUAUUUUUCUUAAAUAUAUACACGCAUGUGUUUGUAUUCAUGUAUACAUAAUAAAUACACAGUACACACUCAUAUAUUAUGUAAACAAAAAUCGUUUGACAGCACUAAAAAAUACAUAAAUAAAUUGGGACCAGAAACUGUUUGGUUAGCUUCUUUUGUGUUCAACAGAAGAAAGAAAUUCGUACAGGUUUGGAACAACUUGAGGGUGAUUAAAUCAUGAGAGAUUUUUUAUUCAUUUAAUUAUUUAAGGUUAAUUAUUUAUUUAAUGUACAAAUGAAAAUAAUGGGUGAUACACAAACGUUUUAAUUUACCAAACAUGUUUAUUUGCCCCCUUUCUUUCCUUCGAUUUGACCUGCUUUAUGCAUUCUUGGGGCAGUGAUACGCGUUUUUCCACCAUCGUAUGACCAAGAAAUAUGACACUGAGAACAAGUUUUAGAAGAAUUUGUGGAAUUCAAGGGUUAGCAAAAAGACAGUUCUGGAGUAUAUAUGUGAGCUGUCACAAAAUGGGAACCUGCCUUUAUACUUUAUUUAUUUAUUUAUUUUUUUCAGUUUAUUAUGGGCUGUUCAGCUCAUUUUUAAACAGUAAUAUUAUAAUUAAAAAAUUAUAAAUGAGGUAAAUACAGAAAUAUAAAACCAUUGUAAUCAAGUGUAAUUCAACAUAUAAUACUCAUACUGCAUGACUUCAAUUAAAAUGUGACAGCUUGCCCCAACCUGACUUUUGUGAAGAAUAUUUUGUCGUCUGAACACAGUUUAAUCAUCUAGUUUAAAUAUUAGUUUAAAACAGUUUUGAACUAGAUGUUUAAAAUCACUGCGUAACUGAACAGGUCUUCCCUGUAUCGAGUGCCGUGCUGUUGUUACCAUCAAAAUAGUAUUCUUUUGCACGAGUCGGCUGUCUGCACACAGCUUUUGCGCAGCUUCACUGGGGUGUGUUACAAUGGAUAUUAUUACGUCCAUCUAAUUGGAUUGAGUGCUGGAGGAUUGAAGACUGUAGAGUGAGAGGUUGUCGUGCUGUUGUCUACGUCCAUUCAUACAGACACCAGCAUGAAGGAUCCACAGCUACCAGGUACCAAAACACUAAAUGUCUGGGCGAAGCGACACGGGAAAAAAGGAAAGAAUGAGCCAGCGGCCCAACCUGCCCAGAAGGAAGCAGAAACACGCAAAGCUCCAGCACUGACGCCUGAACAACGAGCGAAGCAGACGGCCUUCGAGAGGGUCCUGUAUGACAUGUCCCACAAUGACCAGGUCAUCAGUGACAUUAUGCUGGGCCGCAGGAUUGCUUUCUAUGAACUCAGAGGAGAAAUCGGGACUGGAAAUUUCUCCCAGGUCAAACUGGGUGUUCACGCUUUGACUAAAGAGCGUGUUGCUGUAAAGAUCCUCAAUAAGGCGCGUCUCAACAAGAAGUCGCAGAAUCUAUUUACCUCAGAGAUCAUCUGCAUGGAAAAACUCUCCCAUCCGAACAUUGUGCGUCUGUACGAGGUGCUUGAGACCAGUAAGCAUUUGUACCUGGCAAUGGAGUACGGCAGCGGAGGAGACCUGUUCUCACGCAUCACCAGCAGGGGGCGCCUGUCAGACCUGGAAAGCAAGCUCAUCUUUGCCCAGAUCAUCUCAGCCAUCAAAUACAUGCAUGAAAUCAACAUCGUCCAUCGCGACCUGAAAGCAGAAAAUAUUUUUUACACCACAUGCUACUGCAUCAAAGUAGGUGACUUCGGUUUCAGUGUUGUCAGUGAGCCGACUGAAACUCUGAGCACGUUUUGCGGCUCCCCGCCGUAUGCGGCCCCUGAGCUGUUCAGAGACAAAAGCUACGUGGGCCGUUAUGUGGACAUCUGGGCGCUGGGCGUCCUACUCUACUUUAUGGUAACCGCCACCAUGCCUUUCUACGCCGACAACUUAGGCCGACUGAAACGUUGCAUCCUGCAGGGGGCGUACAGCAUCCCGCCCUACGUCCCUGAUUCCUGCCAACUGGCCAUCAAAGGCAUGCUGAGACCUGUGCCUGUGGACCGGACCACUGUGUCACAGCUGAUGGUAUGCUCCUGGCUGAGGGGCAUCGAAUACCCCAAACCCUAUCCUGCUUUCAGUGCGACGCCCAAUUACCUGACGGACCCUGCAAAGAGUCUGUGCGUGGAGGAACAGGAAGUGAAGUCGGCCCUGAGCGAGCUGGGCAUCAGUGGCACGCACCUGCAGAAUAACACCUGCACUGACUGUCGCAGCCCAAUAACAGGAAUCUACCGUAUCCUGCUGCACCGCAUCCAGAAAAGGAGAUCCGUGGAAGCGGUAGGAUAUUCCGCCCUGUACCCGGAGGAAUUUGGUACCAAGACAUACUGGGCCAACAACGCAACUGCUAAGCACAAUCCUUCUGCAGUGUGUAACGUCUUAUGAAGACCUCCUUUUAAUGGUUCAUGGUUUGAUGCCAUGCUCUAGGAAGUAAUGAAUUUACAUGUAUGAAAUUGUGCUGUUUUUUGCGAUUAAUUACAAAUUGACCAAAAUUACUAAGAUCAGUCUUUUACAUUUGAUCAUAUUUUUGUAAUAUACCAAAUUAAAAGGUUCCCUUUAUUUGGUGUUUAUCUGCUGCUGAAUCUAGUACUGUAAGUGAUUUAAUGACAGCGCGACAAGUGUAGCCUGAUUCCCAAAACGAGUGACUCUGAUGAGUCGGUUCUUUUUUAGUGAAUCAGAAACAUACAGUGCAUCAAUUGUAGCCCGAUUCCCAAAACAAAUGACUCUUAUGAGUCUGUUGUUUUUAAUUAAUCUAAAUACAGCGCAGCAAAUGUAGCCCGAUUCCCAAAAAGUUCUUACAAGAUGGUUCUUUUGAAUGAAUCAAGAACAUAGUGAAUCGUGUGUUGCCUGAUUCCCAAAACAAAUGACUCUUAUGAGUUAGUUUCUUUUAGUAAAUCAAAAUACAGCACAACAAGUGUAGCCCAAUUCCUGAAAUUAAUCAUACAGUGCGACAUCUUGAUUCCUGAAAUGAAUGGCUCUCAUGAGCGGAAUCUUUUUUUUUUUUUUAAGGAAUAGCUCUGGACUGGCCUGAAUCAUUAUAAUAGAAAAAAAUACUCAAAUUAAUCAGAAUAAAUCAGUUGCAUUGCAUUUUUUUUUAUUCUAUUCUACAAAAUCUGCAGGGUUCAGUGGGGACCAAAGGUCUGAGACCACUUGCUUAAAUUUGAAAUACUUCUUGUUUAUUUUGCAUGUCGCUUUGUUCAACAACAAUAAACUCUUUUCACAAAGGUCUCAGACUUUUAGACCUCAUUGAAAUAUGUUGAUACAGCUGCUUUUCAUUCAACAGCCUAUAUACAAAUAAAAACAUUUUAUAUAAGCAGCACACAUUUUAUUUUGCAGUCGAUCCGUAAGUGGUCAUUUACUGUUGCCAAGUUGAAUACGGAGAUGUGGCCAAUACUUAACGGUUAGGAAAACAUUUGAUACAUUGUUGUAUCACUGAAUGCUUGAAUGUUUGAGAUGUUGUUUGUUUCGGAGCCACAGCUGAUGGUUGAGUGUAGUAAAUAUUUGCUAUGAACUGGUUACUGGCUGUUCUGGGCUUGUGUAACAAAGUUCACAUGUAUUUUUACAAAAGCCUGACAGAUUUGAUGCUUAUUUUUUGGACUCCACCGUCAGCUGAUCUCAGGCAGUGUUUUCAUUGAAUGUAUGCACUGUAUGUAAAGGAUUAAACGCUAAUCAGCUGUUAAAUUAGCGUGGUGCUUUAUAAAAAGCUUGUGGUAUCAGCGAUUACUUCGUAUUCUAUAGAAUUAAUCAUCUUUAUUUUCCCUGAUAAGGGAAACAAGCCAUGGCACAUUCAUAUCAGGAAUGGAGGAGAUCUGCCAAGAUGCUGUUUUUACAGGCAUAAUAGUGUUUUGUAGAUACACACAUAUGCCUUCGACUUUCUAAAUCAUAUUUAGAGAUACAUUUCAUGUUACUAAACCUUAUAUUACUCAAUGACAUGACAUAGAUGUGAAAUUGUUACUAUACCAUUGCGUCAUUUGCAGCAUGAUGUUUAAUUAUCAAUUUACAGUCAAGCAUUGCAUGUGAUUUAUUGUUACAUGAUUGCAUGUUAAUAUUAACAGCUUUUUGUUUGAGACAAAUGUAUUGUACAUUGCUAAUAUGAUAUGUAACAUUUCAUAUAAUGUUAUGUCAUAAAUUUCAGAUGCCACUUGAAAAUACAUUGUAUUAUAUUUUUGUAUAUUGAAUAUGGAUAUAUAUGAGAAUAAUAUGAGAAAAUGUCAUAGAAAAAAAAAACUUAAGGAGCUUUAUGCAAUACAUGUAUUGUUUCAUUUUAUUUUGGCAUGAA